Messenger RNA from Orbicella faveolata, 2056 nucleotides. RefSeq lists its product as uncharacterized. Gene Ontology annotation, molecular function: protein binding. The record is from RefSeq and is a predicted model, not a curated record. Lineage: Eukaryota; Metazoa; Cnidaria; Anthozoa; Scleractinia; Merulinidae.
UCAAGAUCCUGCUGUAGAGAGGGUUAAUUUUACACCCAAGUCCAAAUUUCUGACCAGCUGUACGUUCAAUUUGCAACCGCUCGAAUAUAUUUCGUCUCCGCAUUCUUCGCGCGUUUUGCGAUGCUUCGCUUGACGAACUGGAACAUCUGCUGUUACGCGGUCAAAGUUUAUUUCUGAAAAAAUUUCCAAGAUAAGACUUGCAUGCUGAUUGGUUGAAGCGAGUACGAACUUCAAAUCCCCGGAUCAAGGACCGCAGACCAACCCGAGAGGUGGGGUAUAAUGAGAUGUCAGAAUCGAGGAAGAAAUUAGAAACGUGUGGACGUAAUGAGAGCACUAGCACUCGGCUGCUUUUUAAUCGUGUUGGUCAACUAGUCCACCAUGAAGACGAGAGUACUGUUUGUAGUUUUUCUGCAGACCAAGUCUUGAGUUAACCCGGCGAGGGAUAGAAGCACUAGAACGCAAGGGGCGGGGCUGGGGAAAGAUAAUGACUCGUAGCAAAAAAUAAACGUCUGUGGGCAGACUAUCUCGAGACUAUUCUGUUUGUCGAUCCGUUUCCUAAGCGAUACUCUCGCCGAUCUUGAAACGACGAACAAUAGAAAACGGAUUUUUGAGAACCAUUUAAAACUAUAAAUGGCAGACAAUGUUGGUUAACCCUAAGCAGAAGGUUAUAAUCUUAGCGUUAUAAACUUCUGCCUCAAAGAAUUAAAGUUAUUUAAUGACGAGAAAGGCAACUUUCUGGGAUCUUGUGAUCUGAGAGAUCAAUGAGGCUUGGGGGUAGCUCGAGACCCGUCACAGACUCGUACGCUGAUUACGUGUUUUUGGCCGAGAGAUGAUUGGAUACUAAGGUGGAUUAAAACGCGCGAGGAGUUAUGGGAAGGAUCGACCCUUCCCAUGACACCUCGCACGUAUUCACAAUUAGUGAGGCUUUGCGGAAAUUAAAGUAUAUUGCUAAGUCACUGAAAUAUGAUGAUAUACGCAUGCACAAUGUAUAAGAGUCUAACAUUAACAGACUAGGCUGACUACUUUCCGUCUACUUUUAAGACGAAAGCCAACCUUCUUGGUUCAUUCGAUAAAGGGCAGUCGGAAAGACCUGAGCACAGUAAAAGGAUAAAAAGGCAAAACCAGGUAACCAGUUCAAGUGGUCGACAAGGAUAAAAAGCCGAGCCAAAUGACAGGAAGGAAGCUGGAUAUCGUAGAGUGCCUAAAGGUCGGUCUUGACGCCGCAAGAGAAGCAGAAGAAAAGAUAAAAGAAGGACGUAUCUACGGUAAGCUUGGUAUUGUAUGUAAUCGCCGUGGUGAUUUUAGGCAAGCCAUAGACUACCACGCGAAAGCACUUGCCACUGCAGAAGAAGUAGCCGACCGGGUUGGCGAGGGGAAUGCCUAUUGCAAUCUUGGCGAUGAUUAUCAGUGUAUCGGUGAUUACAAACAAGCGUUGGAGUACCAUGAGAAAAAUCUCAAAAUUGUUGAAGAACUAGAGGACAGAAAGGGGGUGGGAGUUGCAUAUGGCAAUCUUGGCAUUUGUUAUCAGAAUUUCGGUGACCAACAAAAAGCCAUAGAUCACUACAAUAAAAGUCUUAGUAUUGCUAUAGAAGUGAAAGACAGGGCAGGCGAGGGGAGGGCCUAUGGCAAUCUUGGCAAUUCUUAUCACAAACUCGGUGAUUUUCAAAACGCCAUUGAGUACCACAAGAAAGAUUUUGCCAUUUCAAAAGAAGUUGGCGACAAGAAUGGAGAGGGAUGUGCUUAUGGCAAUCUUGGCAUCGCGUAUCGUUGCCUGGGUGAUUUUAACCAAGCUCUGAAUUACCACAAGCUUCGCCUUAACAUUGCAAAGGAAGUCGGAAAUAGGGCUGGAGAAGGACGUGCAUAUUGCAGUAUUGCCUGUGUUUAUCGUAGCAUGGGUAAUUUUAAGGAAGCUUUAAAUUAUCAUAAGGAAGACCUGAGAAUUGCUGAAGAAGGGGAGAUAGGGCUCAAGUUGGGCGUGCCUGCAGUGGUCUUGGCUGUGCUUUCCGAAGUAUUGGUGAUUUCAAGCGAGCCAUUGAGUACCACAGCCUUCAUUUGA